AUGAGUUCGCCCACCGUGCCGCGGGGCGCGUUCCUCCUUCUCCAGGACGAGCCGCCUCUCGCGCCCAAGGGCCAUGGCGCGCUGGCGUCUUUGAUUCGGCACCGCGGGCGCGAGGAGGAGGAAGCGGCCGGCGACGGGGGCGAGGACGAGCUGUCGUUGCGCCGGGGUGAGCGCCGCAUGAGCGCCAUCCUCAACAGCUCGCACAUGCGCAGCAUGCGCCUGAUCGGGAACAGUAACCCGCGCUACCGCUGGGAGCGUUACUGGAAGACCGAGGCCGAGCUAGCUGCCAUGCCCAAGCACAUCCGCAAAUACUAUGAGCGUGUCAACUACCUGGUCCAGCAGUACUUGUACAUCGACAAGCUGCUGGACUCCUCUCUGCCCCACGACCUGCUCAACGAGUACAACAACAUGCCGGCAUCGGCCUUCCGGGGCGUCGAGAUUCCCGCCACCAUCAUGGAGACGUCGUGUGCGGCCGCCGGAGAACCCGCGCGCAAGGUCAGACGGACGCCCAAGGCCAUCUAUCGCCCGACCGAAACCACGCCUCUGAUCUCAGCCGGCGGCGGGGCGGCUAACUGUGGCGCCAUCACCGACGGCGGCGGGGACAACGACUACGACGACGCGGACGGGGACGGGGACGGGGACCUCGAGGCGGGCCCUGUUGAACCCGAGAUCCCCUGGCUUGAGGACGACGUGGUCGACAGCGACGCGCCCAUCGUCACGCUUGCCAUCUACAUCAACUUUGCUGCCAACGCGAUUCUGCUGGCCGGCAAGAUCGCCGUCAUCAUCUCGGUGCCGUCUGUCUCGGUGCUGGCCAGCUUGGUCGAUGCACUGCUCGACUUCCUGUCGACCGUCAUCGUGUGGGUCACCACGCUGCUGAUCCGCAAACAGGACCAGUACCGCUACCCCGUCGGCAGGAGGAGGUUGGAGCCGCUGGGCGUGCUCGUCUUCUCCGUCAUCAUGAUCACCUCGUUCGUCCAAGUCGCGCUCGAGGCCAUCCAGCGGCUUGCCUCGCCCGACCACGGAAUCAUCAAACUCGGAAUCCCGGCCAUAUCCAUCAUGCUUGGCACCAUCGUGGUCAAGGGCCUGUGCUGGCUGUGGUGCCGUCUCGUCAACAACUCGAGCGUCCAAGCCUUGGCUGCCGAUGCGAGCACCGAUGUCAUAUUCAACGCCGGGUCCAUAGCCUUCCCCAUAGUUGGUUUCUAUGCCGGGAUAUGGUGGCUUGAUGCGCUCGGUGGCCUGAUCCUGUCCCUGAUCGUCAUCUUCAACUGGUCGCAAACCUCGUUCGAGCACAUCCGGCACCUCUCUGGCUUCUCGGCCACCGCCGACCAAAGAAACAUCCUGCUCUACCUGACGAUGCGAUUUGCCAAGACCAUCAAGCAGAUCCAGGGGCUGCAGGCCUACCACGCCGGCGACAAGCUGAUCGUCGAGGUGGACAUAGUCCUGGACGCCAGCACCCCGCUCAAAGACAGCCACGACCUGAGUGAGAGUCUGCAAUACGUGCUCGAAUCGGUGCCCAUCGUCGACAGAGCCUUCGUGCACGUCGACUAUGCCACCUACAAUCUGCCGACUCACAUGGAUCAGCAGAACACAUAG
Molecule: messenger RNA, 1593 nt
Organism: Chaetomium strumarium
Lineage: Eukaryota; Fungi; Ascomycota; Sordariomycetes; Sordariales; Chaetomiaceae
Exons: 2
Coding region: 1-1593 (530 amino acids)
Biological process (GO): transmembrane transport; monoatomic cation transport
Cellular component (GO): membrane
Molecular function (GO): monoatomic cation transmembrane transporter activity
Source: RefSeq, a predicted model, not a curated record